GUAAUACCUAUAUCUAGCUAAAACUAAGUCCAUGAUUUCACAAUUAAUACAUAAUUAUAUACUCAAUGAUUUCAUGGUGUAAUAUAUGUCAUUCAAAUAUUGAUGAGGAUUUGGUAUUAUGACCUUUAACAGUCUGACUAAGCUGUAGCUAAGAGAAGCCACCACAGAUAAUAAAAAUUAUGCUAGUUUUGUAUGUUAAUUUCUUUCUUUACUGCCUCACGUUGUCUUUUCGUUUUUGUUGCCUCAUAAUGAUCAGAUGUGUGUGGUUGCCACAGAGUUCAUUAAUGAACUCUUGUUGGCACUUUUGAGUCUGAAUAGCUAUCUCUGAUGCUUGUCCUAGCUAUAGUGUGCCUGCUUGGAACUUCCUUUCAAGUCCAAGCCACUCAACUCCAGCCAAAAGAGCUGCAGCUAUUCAAUGAUCUAGCUGGACCAGGGUCAUGUGUAUUGCUCAACUGUUCCAAGUCACUGCUGAAUUGUCUCCUGCACUCUAGGUGCAGAGAAGCAGCCUUUUGCAAUGUCGAUUGCAUGAACAAAACAGAUAAUGAGGCGUGCAAUCUUCUCUGUGAGCUCACCUAUGACUCAGUACAGUACAGGGAGUUCUUGCAAUGCAUGAGUGAUCACGGCUGUCUACCGAAAUCUCCACCAGAUGGCAAAUGUUUGGCAAAUGAUACGGAUUCUAUCAAGAAUCUAACUAAUCUGGCACAAGUGAAGGGGAAAUGGUGGAUUUUACGAGGGCUUAGAUCUAAUUGUGGACAAAGAAACUGGCCGGCUGGUUUCGACUUUUUUCCGUGCCAGCGCGACGAGUUCUUAUUUGAGGAUGAUCAAUGGGUGGAUCACAUCGCAUACUGUGGAGGAAAGAACAAUACUUGCAGUACUCCUCUAAUAUACACUGUUGCAAACGUCUCCCUCCGAAUACCUGGAGUCAUGACUCAUUAUUACACGGACCCACCACUUAGACCUCAAAAUGAAGAAUGGAGAGUGUUAUCAUGGCCCCACCCUGACUGGAUGUUGUACAUCUACUGUGGGUAUACACCUACAGGGCCCUAUGCAGGUGGUAGUGUUGUGAGUCGAUUGAACAAGCCCAGGAUGGAGGACAUACCUGGAUAUGUGCAGACUGAGUUUAAAGCUACAGCUCAACGUUUUGGGUUUGAUUAUGAUACCAUGUGUGUGAGCAAUGUGACCGAGUGUACAGACUAG
Messenger RNA from Halichondria panicea, 1197 nucleotides. RefSeq lists its product as uncharacterized. Gene Ontology annotation, molecular function: violaxanthin de-epoxidase activity. The record is from RefSeq and is a predicted model, not a curated record. NCBI's taxonomy places the organism in Eukaryota, Metazoa, Porifera, Demospongiae, Suberitida, Halichondriidae.